Messenger RNA from Geodia barretti, 393 nucleotides. Lineage: Eukaryota; Metazoa; Porifera; Demospongiae; Tetractinellida; Geodiidae. The record is from the annotation of a GenBank genome assembly.
GACAACAGAUUGAGAGUGAGAGGAAGAAGAAAUGGGACCUACAACUGUACCAUCAGCAAUAAUAUUAGAGAUUACUUUCAACAUGGAGUAUUUGUUACCCAAGUUAAUGGCACCCUAAAUAUAUCUGCUCCAGGAGAGCCCACUGGUCUUACUGCAGUCAUCUCUGAGUCCAACAGUACACAUGUUAAUAUCACUGUGUCUUGGGAGUCACCAGGUGAUCCUGUCACUGGCUGUGUCAUCUACUACCAGCCUAAGGGAGGACCAGUCAUCAGUGACAGGGUGUCUGGAGGAGAGACAGACACACACUCACUGGAUGGUCUUCAAAGAGGAGUCACCUACUACAUCUCCAUAGUGGCUCUGUCACCUCACCUACCCAGUCCUCUGGUUGGACCU